This is a messenger RNA of Ornithodoros turicata, 984 nucleotides long. RefSeq lists its product as uncharacterized. Lineage: Eukaryota; Metazoa; Arthropoda; Arachnida; Ixodida; Argasidae. The coding region runs from base 1 to 732 and encodes 243 amino acids. The record is from RefSeq and is a predicted model, not a curated record. The transcript has 7 exons.
AUGUCUUUCCAGUCCAUUAACUGGUGUUCACCUGACCUGUUCACUCGCGCGUGCAACGCGAGACAAUGCACGAAGUAUGAUGACGCGUUCUUCAUUGUGUUUCUCUUGCAGCAAGGAGUAGUAGCAGGUGUCGUACGGUUGCUCGGGUGUCUACUUAAAGGAUUGGGUACUGCCAAGCCUGAAGACUUCUGCGUUUCCCUCACACUGCUGCUGGAAGACCUACUCGUCAUUGUUUACCGCGUGCUAAAUCUUCAAAACACUGAAUAUUAUCGAGGAAAGCUCUCAGCCACAUGCAGUAGAGACCCGCCUCCAUUCAGUGAUGGUACUCCAGAUAAUUCCGUAUGUGGGCCUCCUAUCAAGAUCACACUGCCUGAGAUAGCUAAGAUUGGAACCUGUUCGAACGAGACCCUGGUUGCCUGCCCUCAAAAUGCACCAGCCCAGAGUCAGCAGUACUCCAACCUCUUCACACUUCUCGGAUGUGUAUUGAACAACCUGGGACAACAGACGCUAGACAACGUUGUCAAGGGUCUUCUGUGUGAUAUACUUCGGACUUUACUCCACCUUGUGGGCCAACCUUCUGGUACUGGAAUUAAGGAGGCUGGAGCAGGCACUGCACUUGAACCAGUGGGAAAUACUCUCGGAGAUAAUGCUGGCCAACUGUUGGACGCACUUAGACAGGAGGUGAACAAACUGAGAAACGCACUCAGCGCCCAGUGUCCCAACCUCGCCUGAGUGCCAUGGUUGCAAGCAAAGGAUAUUGCCAAUAUUUUCGCACAGGGUCGUAAAAUACAACGCCAUGUCACGUCUUGCUUCUGAGAGAUAAUAACGGGAUUUUUGGUUGUGGGUUUUCUUGCUAGUACUCUUAUUCUAGAUCUGCACGAAGAGCCUUUAUCACUUGAUCUGUACACAACAGCACGCCACUUUGCGCACUGGUGGUUGUCAGGAAGGAACAAAGUGCUCGUUCUUUGUGUGGUACGUUAAACA